AUGCGUCUUAUCCUCACUGGUGCCACAGGCGUUGUCGGCUCCGCAGCCCUCAACCACAUCCUCAGCCUCCCUGCGGGCGAGAUUUCAGCGCUGUACAUCAUCAGCCGCAGUCCAGUGCCGGCCGCAGAAAACAAACCCAAUGUCACUGUCAUCCAGCACACGAACUAUAACGAGUACCCGCAGGAGCUGUUGGACAAGCUGAAGGGGGCGGAUGGGUGUAUCUGGGCGCAGGGAAUAUCGCAGACGUUGGUUACGAAGGAGGAGUAUAUCAAAAUCACGCUAGACUACCCUCUUGCCGCAGCAAAGGCAUUCUCGACAUUAUCUGACUCGUUCAAUUUCGUCUAUGUCUCUGGAGAGGGUGCGACCCAAACCCCGGGCAUGUUCACACCCCUCUUCGGCCGCGUGAAAGGUCAAGCCGAAACUGCUCUGCUCAAUCUCUCCACAAAGUAUCCCAGCCUCAAACCGUUCUGCGUGCGUCCGGCCUACGUGGACACGGCGAACGACCCUGAGACUCUCAAAGCUAGACUGCGACGGCCAGAUCAGCAAUCUUUCAAGGCUAAAUCAAUACAUGCAAUCUUUGGCCCGCUAAUGCGAAAUGUGCUCACAAAGAGCGAUUCGCCGACAGAGCACCUAGGGAAGUUCUUGACAGACCUUGCGAAAGGUGAUGGGAAGCCUUUGUCUGGUGAGGGAGUUGCCGGGGGUGGAAGGAUCAUCCCAAACGUCGUUUUCCGGCGGGUUGCUGGGAUCUAG
Messenger RNA from Aspergillus nidulans FGSC A4, 750 nucleotides. Its product is annotated as putative nucleoside-diphosphate-sugar epimerases. Bases 1 to 750 code for a protein of 249 amino acids. The transcript has 3 exons. The record is from RefSeq and is a predicted model, not a curated record. NCBI's taxonomy places the organism in Eukaryota, Fungi, Ascomycota, Eurotiomycetes, Eurotiales, Aspergillaceae.